Molecule: messenger RNA, 8100 nt
Organism: Mya arenaria
Lineage: Eukaryota; Metazoa; Mollusca; Bivalvia; Myida; Myidae
Product: PRKC apoptosis WT1 regulator protein-like
Exons: 7
Coding region: 251-1624 (457 amino acids)
Biological process (GO): apoptotic process; positive regulation of apoptotic process
Cellular component (GO): cytoplasm
Source: RefSeq, a predicted model, not a curated record
CAUGUUCGGAAAAUCACUAGUUUUCGCGGCAUGCGUAAAAUGACAGGACAUGAAUAACAAUAAUACAAUUUGUGCCGUGUUUGAACUAAAGGUGAUGGCAGUGAUAUAGUCGUGUUGAUAUACCAGUAUCCUUAAGAUAUAUCAUAUAUAAACAAAUAUAAUGCUAAUUUAAUUCAGAAAUUCGCAAAAUUUGGAACAGGAAAUAAAUGCUAGUUAAUAGUACAAUUUUCAAAAAUAAAGUACUGUUAAAAUGGCAUCAAGCUCAGUAAGUCAAGAAAGUCUUGAUAUAACUGAGGAUUAUGAAAUCACAGCUCGCCGGUCAAGAAUCAGAACUUUGAGAGCCAAAGGGGCAUUUCACAAACCAGGUGAUCAUGAACCUGAUUCUUUUGGUGAUCGGGAUGGUUGGGAUGUGAAUGGUGGGGACGGUUCAACUCUCCAGCCUGGCACAAGUGCCGGUGAAGGAAUCAUUCAUGAUUCACCAUCUCGGUCAGCAGCACAGAGGAUGAAAGACAAGAGACGGCCCAGUCAUCUUCAGAAGGGGAAGCCAUUGAAGGACAAGAGAAAGCUGCGUGAAAAGCGAAGAAGCACUGGUGUGGUUCAUCUUGCUUCGACAGAGGUUUCACAGAGCACAGGUGACUCUUUGGACGAUGAUCACGAGGAAGAGAAAGUUCUAACGGAGGCAAAGCGCAACACAACGUAUAACGAGGUGAUCGAUGAUGAUAACCCUCAGACACCUUCUGAGGUGAUGCGUAGGAUACAACAAUUUCAGACUUUGACAUUGACUUCUAAUAAUAAACCUAGUCAAGAAAUUGUUUCCUCUACGAAGCCUUUGGCACCAAAGGGUUAUGUAGCUAGGAGAAAUAAAAGUCCCUCAGACCUGGAAGCAGAUCUAGAGGAUAACCAGGACUAUGACAGUGCUGUUAGCCAAUCAGACACCAGCUUUGCUUUCAAUGACCAGUCAUCUAAAGAAGCCUCAACCAAUCAAAACAAACCACGAGUCUGGAGUAGCCAAUCAAAGUUUAACUCUUAUUCAACAAACUCCAAACCUUCAGUGACUCAAAGUGAUCAACACAGUAGUUCCUCACAGAGCCCAUUGUCCCAGCAGAGCUCUGGAUUCACGAGGAAGUCAGCCUAUGACAAUGACCGGUCCCCAGUCUUUCAGCCUAGUCAGCCCAAAUCCCCUCGGUCUCCCCGCUCCCCAAAGUCUGCAGGUCAGACUAGUGUGGGCCGGGAGCCGGUGCGGGCAGUGCCCAGCGUUAUGCACCGGUAUCCUGCAGAACGGGAGAGGCAGGAUGCAGGAGCAGGGUACCGAUCAAAGAUAGAGGGAGUCCGGGGGCCUUUUGGCCAGCACUUUGUGAGCUCCCUAAUAAACAAGGAGAACAAGGAUGAUGAUGUUGCCCGCAGGCGGCUUGAAAAGGACCUGGAGCGUGAGCGAGAUGAGAACCGGCGCCUACAAAAUGUGCUGGAGGAAAAGGACCGCAGAAUCGCUGAGCUUGAGAGAAAGGUUGCUAUGCUCAAUAGGGAUGUUGAGGAGUGCCUGGAGGACAAUGAGAAGCUGGAAAUCGAGAACAGGGCCCUUAUACAGGCUGUGGGCCAGCUCUCCACCCGGGGAUCACAUGUGUAAUCUAACCUGCAUAGGAUGACUCCAUACUUAGAAAACCAAGCCACACCUGGGUCACACUUCACACCUUCGCUACACUCGGGUCACACCUUCGUAACACUAGGGAUACACCUUUGCUACACCUGGGACACACUUUCGUAACACUAGGGAUACACCUUUGCUACACCUGGGACACACUUUCGUAACACUAGGGAUACACCUUUGCUACACCUGGGACACACUUUCGUAACACUAGGGAUACACCUUUGCUACACCUGGGACACACUUUCGUAACACUUGGGAUACACCUUUGCGACACCUGGGUCACAUAUCACAACUGGGCUUCAAUUUCCCUACACCUUGGAUACACCGUCACAACACCCGGGACGCAUCUUAGCAACACUGUGGAAACACCUUUGGAAACACCUUUGCAACAUCUGUUCCCUUGAGGAUCUUAUUAGAAGUUUACAUGCCUGUUUCAUGCUGUUCAAACAUGUAUUUAUGUAGCUUGGCUUAUCAGUUAAUCAACGCCAAGAUCUUCUAGAGAAAUAUAAAUUGACACUUUAAUCUAAAAACACAUAUUUACAAUAUCAUUUAUGAUUAUUUUUACAUACCUAAUGUCAAAUUAUGAAUUUACAGUGCAAGGGUAUGGGUGGGGCUUUUGUUUUAACACCUAAUCAUGAAUAUCUAUGAAAUACUUAAAUAUGUCUGUAACAAGUAGUUCCACUAUCCGGUCAGUUCAGGGCACCAGUCAACAGACAUCAUAUAUUGAUUGAUAUAAAUAUAUGACCAAUAAAUACACAUAGUUUCUCAUUGGUCCAGAGCACAAUGGACAAUGCAAAAUAUAAAUCAUAUUUCAUAAGUUUUUUCCUCAUAUUCAUGGUCUAAAAAUAACACCUUAUUGAUACCUAUUCCAUCAGCUACAAAGAGAUGUUAGUUUGGAUGUAGGGAAAAUCCAUAGACAUCAUUUCCGUCUAACUAUUCCCAAUAUAACGUUGAAAUAAUUUAAUACAUUUUACAGGAAAUAACAUUAAAAAGUGCUUUAUUGUCACACUUUAUAGCUUUAUUACCGUAUAAAUAUUAUUGCUUAAGACUUUUUUGUGAUUAUGAUUAUUUUGGAUAUAAAACUACCCCUGUCAUAUAAUAAAACAGUUGUUGAAUAAGGAACCAUACAAUGUGAACUGAUAUUCACUGGCAGAAGAACAUAGGGACGGAAUAUUACUUUCUCCCAGUGAAUAUUAGAUAUUUAUUUUAUGCCUAUCAAUUUCCUUUUCCGUAUCCAAAAGUGAAAAUACAGCAUGCUUCAUAAUAUCCCAUAUUUAUUAGAUAUUUGAUGAGAUUCUAGUAAUACAGAGAGCUAAUACAACGUGGUUAACAACUAAUAUUCUACAGCUUGUCUUAUACGAGGCUAAAUUUGUUAAUAUGAAUUUCUACAAUUUUGAUUGGCUAUUUUGCCAAAUAUGGUAUUUUUGAUAUAGAUCUGUUUUAUUAACUAUCAAAUCUCUCACAAAUUCUUGAAAGAAAUGCCUCCCUUUACUAAAUGGUCAUUUUUAACGUUUGUAUUAAUAAAAAAAUAAUGAAAUACCUUUAACCAAGUUGAUUUUAUAUUGGCCGAGUUAUUUGAUUGCUGUCUGCCCUUUCAGCUCAGGUCAAUACUGCUGACCUUGAACAAAUAACUCGGCCAAUAUGGAAUCAACUCAUUAAUAACAUUAUAACAUUCAAUGACUCCCAAGUCAAUACCGGCAAUUGCAUAAAUGGAAUGCCAUAUUUGAUUUCUGUAAAUCAUCCUACAAAUAACAAUUCAUAGCAAUCUAUCAUGUUAGGAUGACAGUUUGUGUUAUAAGUCAUGGUUGUUACCACUAUGUUACUGUUUUAUGUAUGAUAUGCCUGUUAAUAUAUACCUACUAUUAUUUGAUAAUAAUUAUGAUUAUGAUUUAUAAUUAUGAUUUUUCAGGGGUAAAAUUGGUUCACCCAGUAUUGUGUAUGCAUAGUUUAUUACAGUUUUCAUACUUAUUUAAAUGCAAAUACAAAAAUAUUGUUUAAUUAUUUAUGUGAUACUGAUGCUUUUUUUAUUUUUCAUUCAUCAAAACAUGGUUUAAAUGUGUCACCUAUUGCAGAAAAAAUACCCAUAAAAAGCCAUUUUUAUUUACAAUGUCUUGUGCAGGAUUUUAAGUGGAAAUGAGUCAAUUCUUGUGUCGACAUGUAUCUCUUGUCCAACACUCGGCAGAAUUGGUCCAUGUUUAUGACAUAAGACACCUUGUGCACAAAUUCCAGUAAAUAUGUGUUCAUACAAUAGUUGUUAUUUCCAUAUUUGUAAACAUGUCAGAUGAUUAUAUGUGCUACUUUCUGGAGUGGAUAAUGCUUAAAAUAACCAGCCCACAAUAUACUGUAUUUUUGUUUGGUUCAUUGUGGCAAUGCGUGACCCAUUCAAGUGCUAUAGCAUCAUUGUUAAUGGUUAAUCAAAAACAUGAGAGAAAAUGCUCUUGUUGAACAUUAAAAAAAUGGUUUGGCUUUGAUUUAGAAAAUUCUGUACUAAUCGGUUGUUGAUUACAGUUUUGUUUUAUUAAUCAAAGUUAAUAAAUUAAAUUAAGCUUGAAAAUACUUAAGUCACUUAAAUGUGAAGUCUCUUAAACACAUUUUGUUGCAUUGGAAACUAAUGCAGGUUUUUGUUUCUUUUAACAACUUCAAUUUAAAUGUUUUGUGUUUAAAUGAAAUCUUGUUUUGUUUAGUCUAAAUCGUGGCAAAACAGUUGCUCAAUAAGUACUCACAGCUCCAGCAAAGACAGGCUGGAUUUUUCUCUUAUGACAUUUUGCAUAAUACAAACAGGAUUAGCACUCUCAAUAUAUCUGAACUGGGAGGAAAAAUGUGAUCUGGAUGAAAUUUCCAUUUACACAUUAUUUUGCAGCUUUCAGAAUGUUAAGACCAUACAAAAACAAUCAAUUGUUCACUGUUCGUCAGCAUGAUCGUUACAGAUAAUAUUUGAGACUGUGUUCAGAAAUGUUGGCCAUAUUGUUGUUGAUGCAAAAUAUUUUAUAAAAUCUGUGUUUUACUAAAGGCAGAGAUAUUUUAUACAUAUAUAUGGAUCUAAGAUGGAAAAGAUGUGAUUAGAAUCUCACGUUGUUAUUUUAUUUAGAAUAUAUUCUUUAUCUUCUUGUAUCUAAAAUAAGGAGACGAUUGGACAUUUUUGUCUUUAACUUUAAUGAUAAAAUAAAGCAAGAGCCAUUAAACACAUACGCAUUAUUUUUAAAAACUACCAGCUUAACAAUAUGAUUGAAAUAUAUAUCAUAAUUCGCUUGUUGUGAGCCAAAAUGAUUUAAUUACUUCAUUGAAGGAGGUAAAUUAAAUUGCAAUUAAACUUACAUUAAGCGUGAUUUUGUUUUGUGUUUAUUACAAACAUUCCAUGAUUAAAUAUCUUUCAUUUUCAAGCAGUAUUGAAUGUGUUGUUUAUGACAGGUUGUGCUAGGUAUUUUAUUAAUCAAUCUUGAUAGCCUCUAAUAUAACAUGGGCUUCUAUCUGCUUCUAUCUGCUUCAAGAGAAAAAUGAUAAAUGAUAUAGAAUAUUAUUGGGUAUAUAUUUGCUUCAUGCAGGUAUAUGCUUCUGUGUUCAUUACAAUGUAUUUAUUCAUUCCAUUUACUCUUUGUUGUUGAUAUUUGUGUAUUUUCACUAUUUUGUAACCAAGAAAUAAAUCAUGUACGUUGUUAAUGUAAAGGGCAUUCCGAAAGAUACAAAGACUUCAGUAAUGCUACAAAACUCAUAAUUUUUGUCGAUGGGUUUUUAGAGCAGUUGUAACUUAAUUUAAUUUUGUGUUGUGUGUUUGGUAAAAUAUUGACAUUUUAAUUUGAUAUUUCACUUGUCUCAUUAGACAUUGCUUUCCCUAUCAGUAAAGUUACAGUUUUCAAUAUUACUGGCUGAAUAUCGCUGAUAUGAUGUCACUGUUUUGAUGUCACAGUGUAUGUUAUUUUUAGGAUUUGCUAACUCAUGUAAAUUAGGCUAGACAUUUAUUUCAAGUUUUACUUUUAAGUUCAAACUUUGCUAUCAACCAGUACAAUGGUGAUCACUUGAAGAAAUAAAUAUCAUUACAUAUCGUCUAUGAAGUUAUACAGUGUUUUCAAGUACUACUCAAAUUCUGAUAGAGCUUGUCAUGGGUUGCUAGUUCUGUUCAUAAUUUUUGUUCAAUAUAAACAUAUCUGAUGUACAAUUAAUGAAUUUUGGUUGCCUAGUGACCCCAUGUUACUUUGUUUUCAUUUGAAAGGGUUUUUAUGUGUAGAAAGAGUAUGUAAAAAAAUAAACUAAAAUUAAUAAUACAAACAAACUUUUAUGGACUUUAACAAUGACAAAAUGGUCAUUUUUUAUAUCUGAUUUCAGUUGAAUGAAUGAACAAAAACAUGAAUUGCAGUGGAUUUAUCUUUAUUAAUAUCUCGGUCAUUUAUUUUACAUAUUAGUAGUCAGAGAGCAAUCCCCUUUCAAAUAUUUCAAUACAUACAUGAGGUCAGAAGCAUCAGAAAUUGUCAUUAUGACCACUGGCUCGAUGUAAUAACACACUUAUUUUUACAUGGAAAACCUUCAGAGAAAAUUAGCUGUUGGAAUGUGUCAGAAAGAUAUAAACCUCCUGGAUAUUUGCAUGCGUUAGGUAACGCUUUGUUGUAGGCUGUAAAGUUUUUGGUUUCAAUUGUUUUGUGUGCUACAAAUGUUAAAUCAAAGUAACAUGUUAUCUGUUUUUGUAUACAAAAAUGUGUGUUUAAUUAUUUCUCUGUUGUGAUUUAUAUAUUUAUAUAUAUUUACAUUAUUUUGUUAUGUACAGCUUUUACACUAUAUUGUGUCAAAUAUUGUGAUGUCCAGCUUUAAGUAUUUUUAGUUUUUUUCCGUAGUCGCUUGUUGACUCUAAAUUAGUACAUGUUUUAAACAUGAUUUGUUGGAUUGCUUUAGACAUCAACCGUAGCUAUUCAUUUCAUUAAAAAUGAGUGUAAUAAUAUAUAUAAACAAUGUAGGUAGCACACAUGUUAUUGUAUUAGUGUUUCUGUUUUUCAGAGAAUCCAUUGUGGGGAUUUAACAAAAUAGUCUUGUCAUGAGCUUAUCUUUGGAUAAGCCAAUAUCAUAUCUACACAAAUGUACUGCAAUAUAAACUCCAGGGAAAACACCUGAAUUUCUACCCUCAAGUUCAGUUAUUAAGUGGUAUGUGUUUGAUCUUAUAAGUGUUUUUCAUGAACAGUUGAAUUGAGAAUCAAAGUUUUACAGACAAUACAUGCACAGAACAGAACAGACACACAACCAUAUACACAGAGCAAAACAGACACUCUACAUCCAACACAUGAUUGAACAUUCACCCUAUAGAAGAUACAGAACAGUUGGUCUACAUCCGACACAUCACUGAACAGUCACUCUAUAGGAGAUACAGAACAUACGAUCUACAUCCGACAGAUGACAGAAUAGUUCCUCUAUAUGAGAUACAGAACAGACGGUCUACCACCGACACAUGAACAUUCACUCUAUAGGAGAUACAGAACAGACGGUCGAAAUCCGACACAUUAACAUUCACUGUAUAGGAGAUACAGAACAGACGGUCUACCACCGACACAUGAACAUUCACUCUAUAGGAGAUACAGAACAGACGGUCGAAAUCUGACACAUGACAUAACAGUCACUAUAGGGGAUACAGAACAGAUGGUCAACAUCUGACACAUGACAGAACAGUCACUCUAUAGAAGAUACAGAACAGACGGUCUACAUCCAACACAUGACAGAACAGUUACUCUAUAGAAGAUACAGAAAAGACAGUUUACAUCUGACACAUGACGGAACAGUUACUCUAUAGGAGAUACAGAACAGACGGUCUACAUCUGACACAUGACAGAACAGUCACUGUAUAGGAGAUACAGAACACACAGGCUACAUCCAACACAUGACAGAGCAGUUACUCUAUAUGAGAUUCAGAACACGCGGUCUACAACCGAUUUAUGACAGAGCAGUUACUCUUUAGGAGAUACAGAACACACAGGCUACAUCCAACACAUGACAGAGCAGUUACUCUAUAUGAGAUUCAGAACACGCGGUCUACAACCGAUUUAUGACAGAGCAGUUACUCUUUAGGAGAUACAGAACACGCAGUCUUCAUCUAAUGACUGGACAGAACUGUCGCAUAACAAAAGACAAAGGACACAAUAGGUCAGACAGUCGACAAGCGAAACAGAAUAGAACUGUUACUCAACAAGAGACACAAGGCACAAAAGGUCAGCCAGUCUACUAGAGACACAGGACAGAGCAGAAAACAUGCUACAAAAACACAGUAUGGAACAAAAUAGGAAGACACACUAAUAUGUAUCGAUAUCAAUAAAUGUUUGGGCUACUGUACUGGAAUGGUCAGUGAAAAUUAGGAGUUUGCUGGGGGGGUGGACACAUUCCAUAAGAAAUUUUUAGUAAUGGAAUGGAUCGAUAUAGAACAUGGUUGUGAUUUAACCAGAAAUUCAAUGUGAACGUACUACACAAUAAAAUAUAUGUCAUAA